Molecule: messenger RNA, 4261 nt
Organism: Trifolium pratense (red clover)
Lineage: Eukaryota; Viridiplantae; Streptophyta; Magnoliopsida; Fabales; Fabaceae
Product: nuclear matrix constituent protein 1
Exons: 8
Coding region: 364-3888 (1174 amino acids)
Biological process (GO): nucleus organization
Cellular component (GO): nucleus
Source: RefSeq, a predicted model, not a curated record
AAUAAAAACAGAACGUGAUGUGCGCAGACACAAAAGGAAGAAAGAGAGAGAUAAAGAAAGAAAGAUAAAGAAGAAGAGAGAGAAAGCCAAAAAAAAUUAGAGAGAGAAAGAACCGUUUGAGAUUUUUGUAGACGUUAUCGGACUUCAAAUCUGUAAUUCACCGGAAUUUGGGAACUACGAUUGCGUCCGAACCCUAGGGUUUCCACUUUCUUCCAAAAUUCGUAUUUCAAUUUCGUUCUUUUUUGGUUUUAACGAAGUUUCGUGACGUUGUCACGAAGUUAAACGACGAAUUCGUGAUUCCAGAUUCGAAAUUCGAAGUUUCGUUCUUGCUCAGUUCAGAAUUUGGUUUUGGUUGCUGUGGUGAUGUUUACGCCGCAGAGAUUAUGGUCGGGUCCGGGAAACACGCCGAACAAAAGUGGAGCGCGUGGUGUAACCGGGUCGGGUCUUGUUUCGGGUGAUGUGAGUGGUUCUAAAGGGAAAGGUAUUGCUGUUGUUGAAAAUGGUGGAAAUUUGGAUCGUGAGGUUUUGGUUGAGAGGGUUACAAGCCUUGAGAAAGAGCUUUAUGAGUACCAAUUCAAUAUGGGGCUUCUCUUGAUUGAGAAAAAGGAGUGGAACUCUAAGUAUAAUGAUCUCAAUCAAGAUUUAGUGGAAGUCAAGGAUGCUUUGGAACGAGAAAAAGCAGCUCAUUUAUUUGCUCUAUCCGAGGCAGAAAAGCGAGAAGAGAAUUUGAGGAAGGCCUUGGGUGUUGAGAAAGAGUGUGUGCUUGAUCUCGAGAAGGCUCUGCGAGAAAUGCGGUCAGAGCAUGCAAAGAUUAAAUUUGCAGCUGACUCGAAGUUAGCUGAAGCUAAUGCUUUAAUAGCAAGCGUUGAAGAGAAAUCUUUAGAAGUUGAAGCCAAGUUACGCUCUGCUGAUGCCAAACUUGCUGAAAUCAACCGAAAGAGUUCAGAGGUUGAUCGGAAAUCACAUGAUCUCGAGGCUCAGGAAUCUGCACUUAGAAGGGAACGUCUAUCCUUCAUUGCAGAGCAAGAAUCUCAUGAGAGUAAUUUGUCUAAGCAAAGAGAGGACUUACGAGAAUGGGAGAAGAAACUACAGGAUGGAGAAGAGAGAUUGGCCAAGGGUCAAAAAAUUCUCAAUGAAAGAGAGCAGAGGGCUAAUGAGAUUGACAGAAUAUGUCGGCAGAAAGGGCAGGACCUUGAAGAGGCACAAAAGAACAUUGAUGCAGCAAAUGUAACAUUGAGAAGCAAAGAAGAUGAUGUAAACAGCAGGCUCGCAGCUAUAACCCUAAAUGAGAAGGAAUGUGAUUCUAUGAGAUUGAAAUUGGAUCUCAAAGAGAAGGAGCUAUCUGAAUGGGAGGAAAAACUGAAUGCCAGAGAAAAGGUUGAGAUUCAGAAGCUUGUUGACGAACACAGCGCUGUCCUUGAUGUGAAGAAGCAGGAGUUUGAGAGUGAAUUGGAUGAACAAAGAAAAUCAUUUGAAGAGGGAUUGAGGAAUAGAUUGGUAGAAGUGGAAAAGAAAGAAGGUGAAGUGAAUCACACAGAGGAGAAGGUUGCAAAACGGGAGCAGGCUUUGGAAAAGAAAGCUGAAAAGCUCAAGGAGAAAGAGAAUGAAUAUGAAGUAAAAGUCAAAGCUUUGAAGGAAAGGGAGAAGUCUAUUAUGUCUGAGGAAAACGACUUGGGGAAGGAGAAGGAUAAAAUAGAAAGUGAGAGAGAGGAAUUGCUCAACCUCAAAGCUGAAGUUGAGAAAUUAAGGGCCAACAAUGAAGAAGAGUUGUUGAGAAUUAAUGAAGAGACUAAUCGCCUUCAAGUGACCGAGGAGGAGAGGUCUGAUUAUUUACGUUUGCAGUCACAACUGAAGCAUGAAAUUGAUCAGUAUAGGCUUCAGAAAGAACUGCUGAUUAAGGAAGCUGAUGAUUUGAGGCAGCAAAAAGAGACUUUCGAAAGAGAAUGGGAUGAGCUUGAUCUAAAGAGAGCAGAUGUGGAGAAAGAGCUGAAAAAUGUGCUUCAACAGAAAGAAGACAUUUUAAAACUACAACAAAAUGAAGAAGAGAAGUUAAAUAAUGAGAAAAAGGCCACAGAAGACUAUCUACAAAGGGAAUUGGAAACUCUUAAGUUGGCUAAAGAGUCAUUUGCUGCUGAAAUGGAGUUGGAAAAGUUAAGCCUAGCUGAAAAAGCUCAAAAUGAGAAAAAUCAAAUGCUUCUGGAUUUUGAGAUGCGGAGAAAAGAACUUGAAGCUGAUAUGCAGAAUCAGUUAGAGCAGAAGGAAAAAGACUUACUUGAAACAAGGAAGUUAUUCGAAGAGAAGAGAGAGAGUGAAUUAAGCAAUAUCAAUUUCUUGAGAGAAGUGGCUAAUAGAGAAAUGGAAGAAAUGAAACAUCAAAGAAGUAAAUUAGAGAAGGAGAAACAAGAUGCAGAUGAGAAUAGAAAACAUGUUGAAAGCCAAAGGAUAGAAAUACAAGAGGACAUAGAUGUACUGGUUGACCUCAACAAGAAGCUGAAAAAUCAGCGGGAACAAUUUAUUAAGGAGAGACGUCGCUUUAUUGAUGUUGUUGAGAAACUUCGGAGUUGCCAGAACUGUGGCGAAAUGAUUUCUGAAUUUGUGCUGUCUGAUUUACAAUCUUCUGCUGACAUUGAGAAUUUAGAGGUGCCCUCUCUUCCAAAAUUGGCUGGUGAUAUUACACAGGGUGGUUCUGAUAUAAAUCUUGAUUCUUCUAGGCAAAAUACUGGAGUAUCCCCUGCAAAUGAUACAAAGUCCCCUGUUCUUGGUGGAACUGUCUCUUGGCUACGUAAAUGCUCUAAGAUUUUCAAGAUCUCUCCCAUUAAAAAGAUUGAAUCUGAUGUUGACAGUUUAAGGGAUGUGGAUACCUUGCCAAUUAAGAAUACCAAUGAAGAUUCACCAGCAAACAUUCCUGGCACCGAGAAUGAAGCAGAGUUGUCUUUUGCAAUUGCGAAUGAUUCUUUUGAUGCUCUGAGGGUACAGAAUGACAAUGAUAUCACAGAGGUUGAAGCAGACCAUGAUCCUUCUAUUGACAACCAGGGCAACAUUGAAACUAACACACCAGAUGAUUUACAGCUUCCCGAUUCAAAGGUUGGGCAGCAGAAACCUGGCAGGGGAAGGGGAAGGGCCAGAGUAAAGCGCACACAAACUGUAAAAGCAGUUCUCAAAGAGGCUGAAGCUAUUCUUGGGAAAUCGAAAGCUGCUGAGGCAGUACCUGGGGAAUCUGUGGAUGAUCGUGAGACUGAUUUUCCAAAUGGAAAUGCCGAGGAUUCGGCCAACAUGGAUUCUGAAAGUCAGAAACCAUCCGGCAAAAGAUCAACGGCUAAUUUGCGGAAGCGAAACCGGGUUCAAACAUCUCAAGUUACUGCUAGUGAGCAUGAAGGGGAUGCCAGUGAAGGGCAUUCUGAUAUACCAGGACAGCGCAAAAAGAGGCGACAGAAGGCUGCUGCUCCUCCUUCACAAACUGCUGGUGAAACAAGAUACAAUUUGAGGCGACCUAAAACUGGAGCAACAACUUCAUCUGUUCGAGGUGUGUCUGGUGGCGGCAAAGAGAGUGAGGGUGAGGUUGGACGUGUAAAAGACGGAGGAGCAACAACUUCACAUUCAGUUGGCAUUACUAAUGAGGAUGGUGGCGGCAUAGGUCACGAUCAGAAGGUAGGGGAGACGCAGGAUGGUUAUACAAGGACAUUUGCCAGCAACAUGGCUGUGAGUGAGGAGGUGAACGGAACAGCAGAUGACGCGGCGGAGAAUCAUGAUGCCGAGUAUAAGAGUGAAUCCCGUGGAGAAGAUGCAGGCCCAGUCGACGACGAUGAUGAGAAUGAGUUUGAUGAAGAUUACCAACAUCCUGGUGAAACUUCAGUGGGGAAGAAGUUCUGGAAAUUCUUAACAACAUAACACUAUACCAGCUUUUUGUUACAGGAGCUUUGGUUUGUGUUUUGACCUCAUCAACUUUAGAGAUGAAGUCAGAAGUUGUGUCUUGUAUUAACAAUUGGAGUUAGAUCCCUUAGCUAUAUAUAACCAUGGAGAGGUACUUAGGAAGGGUGAUUGAAUUUCUUUAGUAUUUUCAUUUCCUGUUUCUAUGGAUAUUUGUUGAUAAUUUUAGGCAUUGGACAGUGUAGCUACUAGCUUAGUGAUUGGAGUUUUAGCCUCAUCCUUAUGGAAAUUGAUUGUAUCCUAAUAUCUGUACUUUGUUGCCUAGAAUGUGAUUGUUUGAAUUUAAUGAGGGUGUUUUCGUAUCCCAUUAUUGGGUUGCCAAUUUAUGUUUUGA